Messenger RNA from Plasmodium reichenowi, 552 nucleotides. RefSeq names its product cytochrome c1 heme lyase, putative. The transcript is spliced from 3 exons. Gene Ontology annotation, biological process: cytochrome c-heme linkage. Gene Ontology annotation, molecular function: holocytochrome-c synthase activity. NCBI's taxonomy places the organism in Eukaryota, Apicomplexa, Aconoidasida, Haemosporida, Plasmodiidae. Gene Ontology annotation, cellular component: mitochondrion. The record is from RefSeq and is a predicted model, not a curated record. The coding region runs from base 1 to 552 and encodes 183 amino acids.
AUGAAUGAACAAAAAGAAAAUAUAAAUAUUAAAAAUAUUAGUAAUCAUAAUAAUUCAGAUGGAAAAGAAAAGUCUUCCAUUCCGUCAAAAAAUGGGAGUUGGUACUAUCCAUCCCAGAAACAAUUUUAUAACACAACAAAAAAAAAAGGUUACUCCUUCUCUCAAGAAGAUUUAAAUAUGGCCUUAAAAAUUCACAAUGCUGUCAAUGAAGAAACAUGGAAUAAAAUUAUGAAAAGAGAAGAAAAAUAUUUCGACAUAUGUAAAGAACAAAAAUUAAUAAAGUUUGUAGGAUAUCCUACAAAAUUAUCCAUUAAAGCUUUUAUGUUAACCCUCAUAGGUUAUAACAAACCUUUUGAUAGACACGAGUGGUACAUAGACAGAUGUGGAAAUACAAUCAAAUAUAUUAUUGAUUACUAUGAUGGGAAAAAAGAAAAAAAUUCUGCAGUCUCAAUUUAUAUUGAUGCCAGACCACAACUCAAUCAUCAAAAUGCAAUAGAUAAUGUUAAAAUUAUUUAUAUAAAGAUUUGUAGGUUUUUAAAUAACCUUUUUUAA